This is a messenger RNA of Pocillopora verrucosa, 1556 nucleotides long. NCBI's taxonomy places the organism in Eukaryota, Metazoa, Cnidaria, Anthozoa, Scleractinia, Pocilloporidae. The record is from RefSeq and is a predicted model, not a curated record.
AUAUCGCCGUUGUUUUCAUGGAAACUGAGGAAGAUAAAUCAGCCCUCACAGCCGAAGACGGCGAUCCAGAUGUGGAUUUAUCCAAAGAUUCUAAACAAGGAGGUAAACUGACCUACACAGUGGAAGAGGCGAUUGACAAGCUUGGCUAUGGACCUUUUCAAGUAAAACUUAUGUUUGUGAUUGGAUUGGCUUGGAUGGCGGACUCUAUGGAAGUGACAAUCCUGGCGAUUGUAUGUCCCGCUAUAAGAUGUGACUGGAAUUUAGCUACUUGGCAAGAAGCUACCAUUACUACGGCCGUUUUCUCUGGAAUGACAGUAAGCACAUGUAUAUGGGGCUAUGUUUCGGAUAACUUUGGACGAAAGAAGGAAGUCCUGGCUUGUACCAUCGUCGUUUUUGCUGGUGGACUCCUGAGUACGUUUGCGUCGAACUACUUUUGGAUCAUGGCGUUCAGUACCGUAGUUGGACUGGGUAUGGGGGGCGUGGCACAAUGUAUGAAUCUUUGGGCAGAGUUUCUUCCAAGCAAGCGAAGAGGAGUUCUGCUAAACGCCUUAUCGUUGUCCUGGUCCCUUGGAUCUUGUUUGGAAAUUCUCGUCGCGCUUGUAGUGAUGCCCACGCUAGGCUGGAGAUGGCUGUUUUUUAUCUCAUGUCUACCUUUGCUUCUUUUCAUAUGCUGUAGCACGCUCGUCCCAGAAUCUCCUCGAUUCUAUAUGGCUGCAGGCAAGCCAGAAAAAGCUUUGUGCAUUUUGCAAAAGAUUGCUAAAGAAAAUAAUAAGGAGUUGCCUCCGGGAGAACUAAUCGCCACAGAACAACACGAGGUUGCACGAGGAAGGAUAAUAGAUCUAUUUUCUCCUGCAUUUCGAAGAUCUACUAUUUUGUUGUGGAUUAUCUGGUUUAGUAGUCAUUUUGUAAUAUACGGAAUAGCGCUUAUAACUACAGAAAUGUUCUCAAGGGUGGACCCUUGCAGAGGUAUCAAUUCGGAGGGGGUCCACGCUGCAAAAGAAGGUUCUUCUGAUACUUCACACUGCAAACAAUUAGAUUAUGAAGACUACGCCAAUUACUUCAUUGUAAUGUCUGGUGAUCUCCUAGGAUUAGUGUUUAUAUUUUUCAUGGUGGACAAAAUAGGUAGAAAAAUGGUUCAAUUCGUGGCUUUCUUGGGGAGUGCAAUUUUUCUAGCAGCCUUGUUCAUUUGCACAAGAAGUCGUUCAUCGACAACGCUAUUUUUGUACGCCUCCCGAAUGUUCAUCAGCAUUGCUGACAUGUGCGGCUAUGUAUACACACCGGAGGUGUAUCCCACGAGCAUGCGCGGUAUCGGAUUGGGCGCAUGCUCAGGUGCGGCGAGGAUCGGCUGUAUGAUAACUCCAUUUGUUGCCAUGGUUCUAAUGCCACACUCCAUUCUACUAUCACUCAGUUUCUACAGCGGUUUUUCUGUUCUGGGCGUAGUCACUGUGCUUCUUCUACCAAUCGAGACCAAGGGACGGGCUUUACAGGGUAAAUACCUUCUUUUAAGACUGGAGAGGCUAUACGAGGGCCUCAUGACUUUUACGGCUAACAGUUAA